Messenger RNA from Penicillium verhagenii, 810 nucleotides. RefSeq lists its product as uncharacterized. The transcript is spliced from 2 exons. Gene Ontology annotation, cellular component: endoplasmic reticulum. Lineage: Eukaryota; Fungi; Ascomycota; Eurotiomycetes; Eurotiales; Aspergillaceae. Gene Ontology annotation, molecular function: procollagen-proline 4-dioxygenase activity; iron ion binding; L-ascorbic acid binding. Gene Ontology annotation, biological process: peptidyl-proline hydroxylation to 4-hydroxy-L-proline. The record is from RefSeq and is a predicted model, not a curated record. The coding region runs from base 1 to 810 and encodes 269 amino acids.
AUGCCCAAGGCCAAAAAGAUUGACCCCAAACAGGGUCGCACAGCAGCCCCAUCACCAAACCCCCCCACCAUCCCCAACUGGCCACCCCUCCGACCCCUCCUCCCCGCGGCAGACCUCAGUCUCGUCCCCCUCGUCCCCGACCAGAUCUACCUGAUCCAGAAUUUCCUAUCCAGCUCCCUAUGCAAAACCUAUGCAUCGUUUCUCGCCUCCCUGCCACUGACCACCACGCCCGGGAAACCGAAGAAGGAUGAGGCGGUGCGCGUGAACGAUCGCUUCCAGGUGCAGGAUGCGCGGUUCGCAGAGAUGCUGUGGAGUGGGACUGCGCUGAAGGAGCUGGCUACGUCGAGGUUUGCAGAAGAUAACGAGGAGCUUUACUAUAAUGAGGACGGGGAGUAUGAGGCUCCGUCGGCGGAGGAGUUGGCGGAAAAGGCGAGGGAGGUUUGGGGUGGGCAGCCGUUGGGAUUGAAUCCGAAUAUAAGGAUUUAUCGUUAUUCGGCGGGGCAAUUUUUUGCGCAGCAUUAUGAUGAGUCCAAUUCGUUGACUUUCUUGCCUCACUCUGCUACGAAGGCUCUCCCCGCGCGCACUACAUGGACUCUUCUCAUUUAUCUGACCACUUGUUCUGGUGGCGAGACGGUCUUUUAUCCCGAACCGACACGUGCAGAUCGAAAUCCGGAGCCGAUAUCUGUGGCGCCGGAGAUUGGGAUGGCACUCUUGCAUCGACAUGGAGACCAUUGUAUGCUACACGAGGGAAUGGAAGUGACAGGAGGAGAGAAGUGGGUGCUGCGAAGUGACUUGGUUGUUGCAAGGUGA